AUGUCGCUUGACCUGGCUCAUCCUUUUGUUGGGCAGGCAGCACCCCAGCACCCCAAAAUGUCUAUUCCUUAUAAGACAUUCCAGUUCUACCAAUUUAGCACCAAGAAACAAGAGGGCCAAGAAGAUGAUGGCUGCUCCAUCACUGAGGCUGUGAAGAUGCUGGACAACAAGCUCAGAGAUUACCAGGAACAAUUCAACACUACCCACCUGCUGGCCCUCUGUGACUAUUUCCACAACACUUUCAUCCACCACUACAAACUCUACCAGUAUGUCCUGUGUCAGGACCAGGAAGUCAAGCUGACCCUCACCCUUCUGGAGGUGUGCACACCACCCCAACCCCUCCCGCUGGCCCAGGGCAUGGACAGGGAUGUCUGGAAGCAUGAACAGCAGAUGGCUGAGCUCACGAUGGCUGAGGUGCAGAAACACACCAACAUGCUUCUUCUGAAGGAGGCACUAUGCCUGGAGCAGGAGCGCAUGCUUCAGAAGACUUUCCAGGACAUAAACGCACAGGGACGGGUGCUGAAGAGGGAGGAGUUAGAAAACCUCAUCCAUGAGGCCAUUCACAUACAGAUGGAAUGCCUGAAGGAGAUGCUGCAGUAUGAGAUACAGAUAACAUUUGAUAUUUUGGACUUAAAACUUCAAAAGAAGACUUUAAAUCUCAAUGCUCCCAUCACGUUCCCUCCCUCAGUCACUGGCCAGUCAGGCCAAGUUGAAUCUAUUAAGUCACACAAGGCAAGCAAAGAAAAGAAAGCAAAAGCCAAGAAGAAAUAG
Chrysochloris asiatica (Cape golden mole) is the source of this 771-nucleotide messenger RNA. RefSeq names its product chromosome unknown open reading frame, human C8orf74 (gene CUNH8orf74). The coding region runs from base 1 to 771 and encodes 256 amino acids. The record is from RefSeq and is a predicted model, not a curated record. NCBI's taxonomy places the organism in Eukaryota, Metazoa, Chordata, Mammalia, Afrosoricida, Chrysochloridae. The transcript is spliced from 3 exons.